Pistacia vera is the source of this 2874-nucleotide messenger RNA. Its product is annotated as formin-like protein 6. The record is from RefSeq and is a predicted model, not a curated record. Bases 94 to 2763 code for a protein of 889 amino acids. Lineage: Eukaryota; Viridiplantae; Streptophyta; Magnoliopsida; Sapindales; Anacardiaceae. Gene Ontology annotation, molecular function: actin filament binding. The transcript has 4 exons. Gene Ontology annotation, biological process: actin nucleation; actin cytoskeleton organization.
AAUUGCAUAGCCGAGAAAAAGGAAAAAACACCAAAGAGACAUGAAUUUGGUGAAACAAAAGAAGAAGAUAACAUCAACCCAGAAAAAUUCACCAUGAAAGCUCAUCAUUUGAGCCUCUUUUUGUUCCUAUCAUUGUCCAUUUCUUGCCUAUCACAAACUAUAACAACUACCAUUGUCAGAAGUUCAAUUCAGAGAAGAAUUCUUCAUCAGCCAUUGUUUCCAGCAGGUUCGGCACCACCACCUGGAGCUGAGUCACCCCCUCCACCAGCCCAAACAGCACCACCACCACCAGGUAGUUCAACUUUUCCAAACCCAGACCAGCCAUUCUUCCCUGAGGUGCCAGCCGGGCAAAGUCAAGAUCAGAAUCAACCACCACCGGCAACAACUUCCUCGUCAACGAAUGGAAGCAUACCAAUUCCAGCGGCAACACAACCAACAAAGCCAGCUAAAAAAGUGGCCAUUGCUAUUUCAGUUGGUAUUGUCACAUUGGGAAUGUUAUCAGCCCUUGCAUUCUUUCUUUAUCGCCACAGGUCUAAACAUCCCGGUGAGUCUCAGAAACUCGUCGGACCCAAUUCCCAGAGGGUCCAAGACGAUGCAAGAGUGCCCCCAUCAAGCUUUUUGUAUAUAGGAACCGUUGAGCCAAGUAGGACAUCAGUUAGUGAAACUGCAAAUGGGUCACCUUAUCAUAAACUGAAUUCGAUUAAGAGAUCAGAUCGGUAUAGGCCAAGCCCCGAAUUGCAACCACUUCCACAACUAACUAGGCCUCCUUCUCAGAAUGAGAAUUCACCAACUGCCAUGUCGUCAUCAUCCGAUGAAGAGAGUCGUGACACAGCCUUUUAUACCCCACAGGGCUCUUCAAUCAGCAAUGAAGAUUAUUAUACACCAGUUGUCAAUUCAACUCGUCCGCUUCAUCUUAAUAACAAUACUUCUGUUCCUCAUUCCAAAAGAACUUCUCCUAAAUCAAGGCUUGCGGUCGCUUCUCCAGAACUGAAGCAGGUUAUUAUCCCAUCAAUAAAGCAGCAACCACCUCCGCCACCGCCGCCUCCACCACCAACAUUAUCACAUUUGCCAGAAAGAUUGCCACGUCAGCCUACAUCAAUUCCAUAUUCUCCCAAAAGGCCAAAAUUUUCAGCACCACCACCGCCACCAAAUAUGGAGCUUCUUAGAUCAUUAAACAGCAAUUCAUCCUCACAAACAACUAAAAUUCCGGUUCCACCACCACCCCCACCGCCGCCAUCAAUGACAGCGCCAAGAAACGUGGGUUCUUUGGACAGAACUUUCUACUCAACACCAACCCCAGUAUUGCCAAAACAGCAAUCUUGGACUCCAAGUCAUAAAUCCAGUAGUGGUAGUGGAAUGAGUAAAACUCCUGUGGAAGAGGUUAAUAGAAGUGUCAGUACUGCUGAGAGGACUGAAGGGGAUAGUACAGAUGGAGCAAAACCAAAGUUAAAGGCUCUGCAUUGGGACAAAGUACGGGCAACCUCAGAUCGAGCUACAGUGUGGGACCAACUCAAAUCAAGCUCGUUUCAGUUGAAUGAGGACAUGAUGGAAACUCUUUUUGGCUGCAAUUCAGUCAAUUCAGUUCCAAAAGAAGCUACGCGAAAAUCAGUUUUGCCUCCUGUCGAACAGGAGAACAGGGUGUUGGACCCAAAGAAAUCUCAGAAUAUAGCUAUUCUGUUGAGGGCACUGAAUGUUACACGAGAUGAAGUCUCUGAAGCUCUUCUAGAUGGUAACCCAGAGAGCUUAGGUGCUGAGCUCUUGGAAACACUGGUAAAGAUGGCUCCAACCAAGGAGGAAGAAAUAAAACUUCGAGAGUACAGUGGUGACAUCUCAAAACUUGGAACAGCAGAACGAUUUCUGAAGACAGUGCUUGACAUCCCAUUUGCUUUUAAAAGAGUUGAAGCAAUGCUAUACAGAGCCAACUUUGAUACUGAAGUAAAAUAUCUUAGAAAGUCAUAUCAAACCCUAGAGGCAGCGAGUGAAGAAUUGAAGAACAGCAGGUUAUUUCUCAAACUCCUUGAAGCUGUUCUCAAGACAGGAAACCGGAUGAAUGUUGGCACCAAUCGUGGAGAUGCUAAAGCUUUUAAACUCGAUACGCUCUUAAAACUUGUAGAUAUAAAGGGAACAGAUGGGAAGACAACAUUGCUUCACUUUGUGGUUCAGGAAAUUAUUAGAUCAGAAGGUGCUGUUACCAAUUCUGCAAAUGAGAAUGCUGAAAACAAAAAUUCCAGUACAAGGGAGGAUGACUUCAAGAAGCAAGGUUUGCAGGUUGUGGCUGGGUUGAGUAGAGACCUGGGCAAUGUCAAAAAGGCAGCAGGGAUGGACUCAGAGGUAUUAAGUGGUUAUGUCAAAAAGCUUGAAAUGGGGCUUGAAAAGGUUCGAUUGGUUUUGCAAUAUGAGAAGUCAGAUAUGCAGGGGAAAUUCUUCAACUCAAUGAAGAUGUUUCUGAAAGAAGCAGAAGAGGAAAUUUCUUGGAUGAAGGCAGAUGAAAGGAAGGCCUUGUUACAUGUUAAGGAGGUUACUGAAUAUUUUCACGGGGACACAGCAAAGGAGGAAGCACACCCUUUCAGAAUAUUCAUGAUUGUAAGAGAUUUCCUUUCUAUUCUGGAUCAUGUUUGCAAGGAAGUAGGAAGAAUGCAGGAAAGAACAAUGGUGGGUUCAGCUAGAUCCUUUCGAAUAUCUUCAACUGCUUCACUACCAGUGCUUAACCGGUAUAAUGUGAGACAAUAUAGCAGUUCGGAUGAGGAAAGCUUAUCUCCAUGAAAUUUAUGUAAAAAUGAUGAAUUUAGCUGAAAAAAUCCACAUCAUUUUCAAUAUUAGCAGCAUUUUGGUAUAUCAAAUUUCUCAUCACGAGCAUGUCAAGCAGUAGGGAUG